Messenger RNA from Myodes glareolus (Bank vole), 2190 nucleotides. The record is from RefSeq and is a predicted model, not a curated record. Lineage: Eukaryota; Metazoa; Chordata; Mammalia; Rodentia; Cricetidae.
ACUUUGGCCUCGGGGUGGCAGGCGCCACUGCAGCCGCUGUGCAGGGCGCAGGCAGGCCUCGUGGUCCCAGGCGCGCGGCUGGGUCCCCAACGGGCCCAUCCUCCAUUCGUACUUCACCACCGGCGUCAGGCCGCUCCCUCCUGCCGCCGCCCUAUGCAGCGAUCCCCGGCUGGAGGAAGGACGCAGGAGGGCCCCCGGAGGAUGGCACCGGAGAGGUGAGGCCGCCGCACCCCGGCACCCCGCUUGACUGUAGUCUGGUUUUGGGAUGCAGAUGCCAGCUUGGAACCUUGGUACCCAACUCAGCCUAGGAGCAGCAUUCUUUAAAUGGUACAGCUCGAGGCUGGGCCCGUCUCCAUCACCCUCCUCAGGCUUCCACGGAGGGUUCUCGAUGAACUUGGUCCCCUUCUGCCAGCAACCUCGGGGCAGGAGACAUGGCUUUCCUCAGGUGGGGACUGGGAAGACAGAACGUCCACCGGUCGAGCAGGGUACUCCUGCUGAAAGUCACAGUCGUCGUCAUCUCUGUGCUUCUGCUUUGUGAAUAUUUCAUCUAUUACCUCGUCAUCUUUCGGUGCCGUUGGCCAGAGGUGAAGAGGCUAGCCCAUGGCAAUAGCCAGGAGCCUGUACUGAAAGCCAUGUUUCUGGCUGACACUCACUUGCUUGGGGAGAUAAGAGGCCACUGGCUGGACAAAUUACGGAGGGAGUGGCAAAUGGAGAGAGCCUUUCAGACAGCUCUGUGGUUGCUGCAGCCAGAAAUCGUCUUCAUUUUGGGGGACAUCUUUGAUGAAGGGAAGUGGAGCACUCCCCAGGCCUGGGCGGAUGAUGUCCAGCGAUUUCAGAAGAUGUUCAGGCACGGCAGCCACGUGCAGCUGAAGGUGGUCAUCGGCAAUCAUGACAUUGGCUUCCACUAUCAGAUGAGUAAAUACAGAAUAAAACGAUUUGAAGACGUGUUCAGCUCAGAAAGGCUCUUCUCUUGGAAAGGAGUUAAUUUUGUGAUGGUCAACAGCGUCGCCAUGGAAGGGGAUGGUUGUAGCAUCUGCUCUGAAGCGGAAGCUGAACUCAGAGAGCUUUCUCGUAAACUGAAUUGCUCCCGAGAGCAGGUGCAAGGAUCCAGCCUGUGUGAAGGUGAGCAGCGGCUCCCCUUUUCUGCCCCCGUGUUGCUGCAGCACUACCCACUCUACCGGGCCAGUGAUGCUAACUGUUCUGGUGAAGAUGCCGCUCCUCCAGAGGAAAAGAAUGUCCCCUUUAAGGAGAAAUAUGAUGUUCUUUCUCAAGAGGCCUCACAAAAGCUGCUGUGGUGGCUCCAGCCUCGCCUGGUUCUGAGUGGCCACACGCACAGUGCCUGCGAGGUGCUCCACCCGGGAGGAGUGCUCGAGGUGAGCGUCCCAUCCUUCAGUUGGAGAAACAGAAACAACCCCAGCUUCAUCAUGGGAAGUCUGACAUCCAGAGACUAUGCUCUCUCCAAGUGCUACCUCCCGUUUGAGGACAGGGUGCUGACCACCUAUGGUGCAGCAGUAAGCUUCCUUGUGCUCCUUGUCUUAGCUCACUUUGAACGCUUGCCCUCCUCUCUUCUGUCUGCUUGGAAACUGUGCAGAGUGCACACGAGAAGCUGAUGAAGCCGGUGAUUGUUGCACCUGGUAAUAUAAAUCAACACCAAAGGCAUAGGGCUUCUGGUGGGGCGCAUGGGAGCCACGGAGGUGAGCGAAUAUUGAUUGUCCUUGCGCACAUCCUGGGAAUUCCAAAUCAUCCAUGCCAGUGGCUGCAGAAUAAACAGCUGCCUGUCCUGUUCUCAUGCUACAAAAAUGGGACAUGUACUCUACAAGUUUGCCUCUUUUGUUUUAUCAAAUAUAUGUAUAAUCAAAGGUUGCAUCUGUACAGUAUAUAAAUGUUAUGGACACUGUCACUUGCAUGCACCACACACAGCCCUGGCUUCCCCAGAAAGGACUCAGCAGUCUUGGUGCACACUGGAGGCUACGUGUGCACCUAAAAGUUGGAUUUUCUCCGUCCCUCUCUGCAGUAGCUCUCGAUUUCUUAUAGAUCAUGAAGUUGUAUGCUCAAAAGUACAGAUUCAAUGUACAGGAACUUGUUUGUUACAGGCUCUUGAUUCUGUGCUGAUGGAAUCAGAUUUUUAGUUAAGUGUAAUUUUCUCUUUAGGAGACUGUUGUCACAUCUGAAUUCAAUGCCUGUCGAUGA